ACAUCUGACAACAGUCGUGCCUUGAUACUGUCCGAGUGGAAGGCGCGCCAUUUUCGGUGCAUUUAGUUUACGAACGAAACUUGUGGACUGCGUUUAAAAAUGAAGGUGUUUGGUUGGCUUUUAUGUUUAUCUGUGUGCGUGUAUUCAGGGUGGGGACAAAACGGUGAAACAUGCCAAACUGUGGAGAAUGAACAAGGAAGCUGUAUCAACCUGAAGCAGUGUGCGCCGUACCUCAAGCUGGUCGCCAAGCAAAAGUCUAACCCUGACAGGGUGCAGUUGGUGCGACGCGCUCAUUGUGGUUUCGAAGACAAUGAUCUUAAGGUCUGCUGUCCGCGACCAGACGUCCCGACUGCUGCACCACAAACAACCACUACAACUACCACAACUCCUACCAUUACUACUACUAUCACGCCAAACCCACCAACAGAGCCAGCGGGCGAGAGCAUCGGCCCUGAAGACUUCGUGGCGGAGUUUCCUGAUCCACCGGUGUGUGGACUCAGUAACGCAUCAUUCAAGAGAGUUAUUAAUGGCGAUAAUGCUAAACUUGGUGACUUCCCCUGGAUGGCCGCGUUGGGGAUCGAUAUGAACCCGACGCAGUGGCUGUGCGGCGGCUCGCUGAUCUCCUCGAAGCACGUGUUGACAGUUGCACACUGCGUCCAACGCAGGUUAAAGUCAAUGUACAUAGUACGUUUAGGAGAGCUGGACUUCGUGCGAGAUGACGACGGUGCAACUCCAAUCGAUUUCUCCAUCAAGCAUAUAAUAAGGCACGAGCAAUACGACUACAUAAUUAAAGACAAUGACAUCGCCAUCCUCGUUUUAGAGAAAGAAGUUGAAUUCUCAGAUUUAAUUCGGCCGAUCUGUUUGCCGAAGACUUCUGAAUUGAGGUCAAUGACAUUCGAGGACUACAACCCGUUGGUUGCCGGUUGGGGUGCUCUUCAAGUGGUUGGCCCCUCAGCAACUCAUCUCCAAGUGGUGCAGUUGCCAGUGGUGAGCAACGACUACUGCAGGCAGGCGUAUCAAGACUCGGUGCAUAAGAUCGACGAGAGAGUCAUCUGCGCCGGCUACAAGGAUGGCGGCAAGGACUCCUGCAGGGGAGAUAGUGGUGGACCCCUCAUGCAGCCUAUUACGAACAACCAGAGCUACAAAACGUAUUACUUCCAAAUUGGAAUUGUCUCCAUCGGCCAUAGCUGUGCGAAGCCUGGAUUCCCAGGAGUGUAUUCCAGGGUCACGCACUUCAUGCCCUGGCUGCAGGAGAAAGUGCUCGGGCACGCUGACAACCUAUAAAAUAAUACCUACUUCUGUAUCAUAAGAACAAACUAAGCAACUUAGGGGCCGUUCAAAAAUACGUAACGCAAUUUUUUAAGAUUAUUGACCCCACCCCACUAUGUAACGCGCUGUAACAUUUUCCUGUACGCCCCCCCUCCAAAGGUUAUGUAACUCUAAAGUUACAUUUUUAUUCUAAUUUUCACAAUUAUUUUACGCAAAAUACCGGAAAGUCGCUUAAAUAACGUUGUUUUCGUUUUAAAGUAAAAAAAAAACAAUGUUACAUAACGCUUUGCACGAGAAGCCCCCUCCCACCCUGAACCGCAUUAUACCGUUUUACAAGAAAUACCCCCAAAUUGCUUUACAUGUAACACUUGAACGGUCCCUUACAAGACACUGAAAAAUAAUCACUUGUGUUACACAUACUAAAAAAGGUGUUACCAACAUAGGAGCUUAAAUAUACUAUCGUAAAUAUUAUUUUUAUUCAACAGGACGAAAUAAUAAAGACUAUACCUUAUUGUUACUAAAUGAAUAUAUAUUUUCUAUAACGGUAA
Messenger RNA from Manduca sexta (tobacco hornworm), 1817 nucleotides. RefSeq names its product venom protease. The record is from RefSeq and is a predicted model, not a curated record. The coding region runs from base 100 to 1284 and encodes 394 amino acids. Lineage: Eukaryota; Metazoa; Arthropoda; Insecta; Lepidoptera; Sphingidae. Gene Ontology annotation, molecular function: serine-type endopeptidase activity. The transcript has 8 exons. Gene Ontology annotation, biological process: proteolysis.